AUGUCCGGAAUCAGCCUGUCGAGCGAGUAUGCAAUUACUGCAAUAAAAGCUAUUGAGAAAAAAUCAGAAGAAUUGAGGACUCUUAGUGGAGAAGAAAUAUUUGCUCAUAAUUUAUUAGUGACAUAUCUUGAAGAUCAAGGAUUUGAUGUAACACCCAGUGCAUACGGCAUUAAAACAGCGUUUGUAGCAGAAUUUUCAUCUAAAGGUGGUGAAGGAAAAGUUGUUUCAUUUAAUUCCGAAUAUGAUGCUCUUCCAGGAAUUGGUCACGCUUGUGGUCAUAAUCUGAUUGCAAUUGGUGGAAUUGCUGCUGCAAUUGCGAUAAAAGCUGUAUUUGAAAAACAUGAAAUUCCUGGAAAAGUAAAAUUAUUUGGUACCCCUGAUGAAGAAACAGGGGGAGGCAAAGUUAAUUUGAUCAAAGCUGGUGCUUAUGACGAUGUUGAUAUCUCUUUAAUGGCCCAUCCCACUUCUUACGAUGGAAGUUUCUUUCGCUUUUUAGCUAUUGAAUAUUGUGAGGUUGAAUAUUUUGGAAGAAAUGCGCAUGCAGCUGGAAUACCUUGGGAAGGAAUUAACGCAUUGGAUGCCAUGUUUUUGGCUUAUAAUAGUAUCGGAUUAUUAAGACAACAGAUUUUACCUACGGAUAGAAUUCACGGAAUCAUAAGUGAUGGUGGUAAAUCGCCAAAUGUUAUUCCCGAUUAUACAUCCGGGAAAUUUUAUAUUCGUGGAAGAACAAUUGAAAAUCUACGCGCUUUGAAGCCACGUGUUUAUAAAUGUUUUGAAGCGGCUGCUGAAGCAACUGGAUGUACAAAGGCAAAUGGAGCCAAAGAUCUUAAAAUCACUCGGAAAGACGAAGUUUUCGACGUGAACACAAAUGUUCCUUUAGGUGAAAGAUAUGAGGAACAUCUUAAAAAAUUCGGUAUAAAAUUUUUAUCGAAAAGCGAACAAGAAAAAGUAUCAAGAGGUUCAACUGAUCAGGGAAAUGUGACUUACGUAGUUCCCGGUAUCCAUGCAUUAUAUGAUAUAAAACCUCCAGGAGGAAUUGCAAAUCAUACGCCUGAAUUCGCAGAAGCUUCUAAAACUGAAAUUGCACAUAAAGCUACUUUAACAGCCUCAAAGGGAAUUGCGUUAACUGGUUUAGACUUUUUGAUUGAUGAUGAAUUUUCUCAACAAGUUAGAUAUUCUUUUAAGGGUGGGCUUCAUUGGAAAGAUUCGAUGUGA
Molecule: messenger RNA, 1215 nt
Organism: Rhizophagus irregularis DAOM 181602=DAOM 197198
Lineage: Eukaryota; Fungi; Glomeromycota; Glomeromycetes; Glomerales; Glomeraceae
Source: RefSeq, a predicted model, not a curated record